Messenger RNA from Phaeodactylum tricornutum CCAP 1055/1, 309 nucleotides. RefSeq lists its product with no specific name. Gene Ontology annotation, molecular function: protein-macromolecule adaptor activity. Gene Ontology annotation, biological process: ubiquitin-dependent protein catabolic process. Gene Ontology annotation, cellular component: elongin complex. Lineage: Eukaryota; Bacillariophyta; Bacillariophyceae; Surirellales; Neidiaceae. The coding region runs from base 1 to 309 and encodes 102 amino acids. The transcript has a single exon. The record is from RefSeq and is a predicted model, not a curated record.
AUGAGAGAUGCGGAAGCAAUAGCUUUUGUCAAGCUAGUAUCAGCCGACGGUCAUGAGUUUUUAAUGGCCCGGACCGUGGCCAUUGCAUCAAGCAAAACUAUUCGGCUCAUGCUAGAGGGGUCUUUCCGAGAAGCGCAAGACAACGUCAUUCGGUUCCCAGAUAUAGCGGGAUAUGUCUUAGAAAGGGUGGUGAAAUAUCUACAUUACAAAACCCAGCACAGUACAUCUACAUCUCGGAUUCCGGAGUUUGCCAUUGAGCCGGAAGUGGCGCUGGAGCUUUUAAUUGCAGCCAAGUAUCUGGAUUGUUGA